CCCGGGCUUCCGGCGACCUCUGGCCCUUGUCUGUCGUCCGCUCCCGCUGCCUGGCGUGCUCGCUCUCUGUCUUCCCUCCCUCCUGUCUCUCCUCGCACGCUCCCUGGUGACUGGGGCGCCCGCGACCAGCAGGGAGGCAGUGGCGGAGGACGAUCGUCAUGGCCGCCUCUAAGCCGGUGGAGGCGGCAGUGGUCGCGGCGGCUGCGCCCGGCUCCGGGAGUGGGGUGGGCAGCGGCGCGGCCCCGGGCACGGGGGGCCUGCCGCGAUGGCAGCUGGCGCUGGCGGUCGGGGCGCCCCUGCUGCUGGGCGCGGGCGCCGUGUACCUGUGGAGCCGGCAACGGCGGCGCCGGGAGGCCGGGGGCCGAGGCGACGCGAGCGGCCUGAAGCGCCACAGUGAGCGGAAGACGCCGGAGGGCAGGGCAAGUCCGGCCCCGGGCAGCGGACACCCCGAAGGCCCCGGCGCUCCCCUGGAAAUGAACUCUCUUGAUAGAGCCCAAGCAGCCAAGAACAAAGGCAACAAAUAUUUUAAAGCAGGAAAAUAUGAACAAGCUAUUCAGUGCUAUACCGAGGCUAUCGGUUUGUGCCCAACGGAGAAGAACGUUGACCUUUCCACGUUUUAUCAAAACAGAGCUGCUGCCUUUGAACAGUUGCAAAAAUGGAAAGAGGUGGCACAAGAUUGUACAAAGGCUGUUGAACUUAAUCCCAAAUAUGUGAAAGCUCUCUUUAGACGUGCAAAAGCCCACGAGAAGCUAGACAAUAAGAAGGAAUGUUUAGAAGAUGUCACUGCUGUGUGUAUAUUAGAAGGGUUCCAGAAUCAACAAAGCAUGCUGUUAGCUGAUAAAGUUCUCAAACUUCUUGGAAAAGAGAAAGCCAAAGAAAAAUACAAGAAUCGUGAACCUCUGAUGCCAUCUCCACAGUUUAUCAAAUCUUACUUCAGUUCUUUCACGGAUGAUAUAAUUUCUCAGCCCAUGCUUAAAGGAGAGAAGUCUGAUGAAGAUAAAGACAAGGAAGGGGAGGCUUUAGAGGUGAAAGAAAAUUCUGGAUAUUUAAAGGCCAAACAGUAUAUGGAAGAAGAAAACUAUGAUAAAAUCAUAAGUGAAUGCUCAAAAGAAAUAGAUGCUCAAGGCAAAUACAUGGCAGAAGCAUUAUUACUACGAGCCACGUUCUACCUGCUUAUUGGCAAUGCCACUGCGGCCAAACCAGAUUUAGAUAAGGUCAUCAGUUUGAAAGAUGCUAAUGUGAAGCUUAGAGCAAAUGCUCUCAUCAAAAGAGGCAGCAUGUACAUGCAACAGCAGCAGCCUUUGCUGUCUACUCAGGAUUUUAACAUGGCUGCUGACAUCGAUCCUCAGAAUGCAGAUGUUUAUCACCAUCGAGGACAGCUGAAGAUACUGCUUGAUCAGGUUGAAGAAGCAGUAGCGGAUUUUGAUGAGUGCAUUAGAUUAAGACCCGAGUCUGCUCUGGCUCAAGCUCAGAAGUGUUUUGCAUUGUAUCGCCAGGCAUAUACAGGAAACAAUUCUUCACAAAUCCAAGCAGCUAUGAAAGGUUUUGAAGAGGUCAUAAAGAAAUUUCCAAGGUGUGCUGAAGGCUAUGCACUGUAUGCCCAGGCAUUAACAGAUCAACAGCAGUUUGGCAAAGCUGAUGAAAUGUAUGAUAAAUGUAUUGAUUUGGAACCAGAUAAUGCCACAACAUAUGUUCAUAAAGGUUUACUUCAACUUCAGUGGAAGCAAGAUCUGGACAGAGGUUUGGAGCUUAUCAGCAAGGCCAUUGAAAUCGACAAUAAAUGUGACUUUGCGUAUGAAACCAUGGGAACUAUUGAAGUGCAAAGAGGAAACAUGGAGAAAGCCAUUGACAUGUUCAACAAAGCUAUUAACCUGGCCAAAUCAGAGAUGGAGAUGGCUCACCUGUACUCACUCUGUGACGCUGCCCACGCCCAGACAGAAGUUGCAAAGAAAUACGGAUUAAAACCACCAACAUUGUAAAAUGGGGGGAGGAAAAUGAUCCUCUUUUUAGAGAAAUUUACCCCUCUUCAGCUGACCCCUAAGGACACUGUCAUGAACUGUGGUGACCGGUGGAACCUCGUAUUUCUGUGUGUGCCGUGGUUGUGCGUCACGUCUGUGUCACGGUAGCUGUUGAAGGGGUCUGCAGUGUCGCAGCUUUUAUUCCCUGUGCAACAAAAGCUUAGAACCUGUUAAAGGGAUAGCAAAACAGAGCUGCAGAGUACCCGUGAUAACUGGCCAUGCAAAUAAAAACUUUGAUUUGUU
Molecule: messenger RNA, 2261 nt
Organism: Equus quagga
Lineage: Eukaryota; Metazoa; Chordata; Mammalia; Perissodactyla; Equidae
Gene: TOMM70
Product: translocase of outer mitochondrial membrane 70
Exons: 12
Coding region: 159-1979 (606 amino acids)
Molecular function (GO): protein binding
Source: RefSeq, a predicted model, not a curated record